CUCGGUCGCGUAGGUUGUGUUUCUCUUUUCUCUAGGCAGCGAGAGGCGAGAACCUAGUUGGUGGUGUUUCUGUCCGCGACUUAGCAGGAAAUCCGCUCUUUUGACACGUCCCAAGACCCAGCCAGGGGAAAUUUCGAGGAAAAGCUUCCGCCACUGCAUUUAAAGUAGAAAGUGUCGAAGGCUGUCAUCGUCAGCAUCUCUCCACGUGUCGUACAAGCUUUCGUUUUCCGUGACUCUGUUGCCCGAGUGUUUCUAGGGAAGACGAACAGCAUAAAACGAUCAAAAUUGGGGGUGAAAAUUGGCUUACCAGUAUAACGGCAGCGCCAGUUACGUACCCGAUGUGCGACCGCGUCAUCGCAGAACAGCAAACCGAAGAGCAACCCCUGAGAAAGGCAGCGAGUUGCGUUUCUGGCGGUUUUAAGUUUCUCUAGCUUGCUGUGUGAAAUUUACGCUGAAAUCAGACACGAGGAAGUCCUUGUAACAGCCGCCAAACUUAACCAAUAAGUCUCAGUGAACCGUUGUGAAGUGCAAGUAUCUAGCAGAGUGAAGCAGUUAAUACUGAACGUGCGCUAAUUCGAGAGCAGGCAACGGUUGAAUGAAAAUUAUCCGAACAGCGGCGUCGUGAUUAUUGCCGAUACAAGUGAACACAAGGUGAAAAGUAAGCCUGCUUAGAUCACCGUUGGCGGGCAGCGUUUAUUCUUACCCCCGGUUGGGCCUCGGCGUUGUGUGCAGAGUACUGCAGCAACCGGUAGGAAAGGCUUCAUCUCUGUCCGUUUGGUCCGUGAGCAAUUUCACGGUGAAGUUAUAGAUUGGGACACAACUACCAUCGGAUUUCUGCACAAUAUGAACGGCUACACGGAUCUGCCCACUACCAUGGAAAAUAGCCGGAAUUGUUUGCGACGGAUCGCUCGCCACGAUGAUCAGGAGUUCUCGAACCAAAGUAUAUUGAACGCCAUGGAAAAAUUCGUCAGGAAUGUUAACAGCAUGGACGAAACGAUACUGGUGCCCUGUCGGUUGAUGGAUCGAAAGGUCGGGGAUUCUACGGACACACUACCGGUUACGCCGAAAGCACAGCACUGUGGCGCUCACCAUGGCAAAAAGUCAAACCGUGCCUCGAUCCGGGAAGUGCUCAACACUUCCGAUCUCUUCCAGCUGUACAACAUGCUGAAACUGGUAAAGGUGGAUCUACUCUGGGGGCGCCAAGACGCGGAAGACAGCGUCGACGAGUCUGUGGUCAUGGGCUGCACGACGAAUUCGACCGCAUCGUCGAAAGCACACGACAAAGGUACCACGAAUGUCAGCGGCAACACGGCCCCGGCCGAUGCGAGCUUGCUUGCCAGGGAAGGGUCACCGGUGGGAAAUGACAAGACCGCCGACGUCAAUGGGAGCAGUAGCAACAGCACCACCGGAACUCAGGCACCGGCCGGUGGUACGCCAAAGGGACAUGCUCGCCGACCGAGCACCGUCUCGGUAGCGUCGUCGAAUUCGGCGAGCACACUGAGCGAUUCCGACAGCGAAGCAUCGGCCGAGAACGAUUCCGGCAUUGAAUCGGAGGGUAAUCAGGAGCAGGACCGGAGUACCGAGUUGGCCAAGCAGUUUCGCACUCAUCUGCUCGGCCUGUACCGAUCGCUCGAACAGAUGAGUGAAGCGGCCAACUAUUUGACCACUCGGUAUCAGAGUGACGUCGGCCCAGUCUAGGGUUUCUCGCGACUGUGCAGACAAGAAACCCGGCAGCGUGUCGCAGCGGUACGUACGUCCGAGAACAACGAUCUGGGGCAGUGGGACGAACUGCAGCUGUCGCCGUGUUGCUUCCUUUCGUGCACUGUGAUAUCGUCCUCGCUGGUUACUCCCAGACCUCCAUCAACUCCACCAGCGUGUGAUUGUUUUGCGACGAUUGUCCCUCUCAAGGGUACCUUUCGAGAGAUCGGCAGUGAGAUUGUAUCUGCAGCUUUUCAGUACUCUAGCGUCUUAUGUAGGGAUUAGCUAGUGGCAGAAUGAGAGAAUGCUAGUUAAGUUGUGCCGCAAGUAGAGCUGGUUAUUGGUAAUUUGGGAAACGGUGAAAUAUCGUAGCAGAGAGAGUGAUGAUGCAUAUUCCUUGUUCUUUCUUCCACUUCGGGAACAGUGUUUGCUGUUACUACACUGAUGAUGGUUUUUUUCCGGCAGCGAGAGAAUGUUACAAAAUUGGUUUCCUUUUCCGUUCUGUGGUGAUAGAAUUGACCCCCUAAACACUUUGCUUUUCGUUUUUAAAAUUCUUAUCACUAUCAAUGUUUGCAUGUGAGAUGAGUGAAUGUGCAUGUGAGACGUGUUUGUGAUUGCUUGAGUGUGAUAAAAAACGAAAGAAGGAGAGACGUGACGCGUACAUUAUUGCUACCGAUUCGAAGAGCCAUUUCUCAAGACAAGCAGGACCAAUUAAUGUUGUUUUUCCUAGGGUGGCCGGUUCAGAACGUUUGAUUCGAAAAGCAUUGUUCACUGGGUGUUCCGAAAUCACGUCGUUUGCUUGAUCUUGGUUUCCAGAUAAAUAUCUCCACGCGCUUUUCGACAUAACUCUCGCAGUUUGGACGCCGAGGACACGCUAUAGGUUGUGGGCUUAGGAAAAGAAUUGUUCGUGCUGAAUGGCAUACUAAAUUAUUAAAUGUAAAUUGUUAACAUAUGUGUGUUGCGUCUCAUGUUUUAGCUACUCUGCUGUUUCCAUUAUCCACCAGAGCGGCGUGUUUCGAAAGAGUUUGUUCUUUGUUUCGUUGUCGUGCGGUUUGUAUUUGGAACCCUCAUGUCACAAAGAUAAAUUUUAUUGCAAAAAUUGCGCCACUGAGAGACUUUUUCAAACUUUCGUUGCGUUUAAUCAUUAGCGAGUUUAAUGGAUCAGAUCAUUAUUCUGUAUUUUUCAUUGCGUUUUGCCAUUGUUUCAAUGGAGAACACAAACGUAACGAUUAAAACGCUAUUGACGUGUUUACUAAGAUUUCCAGCAAAUGCUCGUUCGCCGAUGUUCAAUUCGAAGAUCAAAAUAUAUGUAAUGGAGAGAGGAUUAUGUUCCGGUUACAUUUGUGAAAAAAACUAGUUAUUUAUUCUUUUACUGGUUCGCUUUUCAAGCCUUCUUCCCCCCGUUAGGUACAUGAAUGCCGAUCAAACAUAACAUAUCUCUCCAUCAGGAACAUACGCACGAUCAUCACCAAUCAUCCUAAGAAGUCUACCUAAAACGGCUUUCGUCUCCGACCGCACACUGUUCGGCAAUGGAGUGUUAUCGUGGAUGAAAUAAUCAAACCAAACUCCUUUGGUAAACGCACUUCUCAGGAUUCCAUUACAAAAAAGGAAAAUGCAUUCUGGUUCUGUGGAUGUUGAAGCGAUAGUUUAUUGUACGUUUUGUUGUAUUGGAAAUUUCUGCUGCAUUUCUCCCUGCCCAUAUCAUCAUCAUACGCGCAACACAAUCGAACUGCUUGUAGUAGGAUAAAAGGCACACAUAAAAAAGCUAGCGAAGACACAAUGCGCUUUAUUUUGAUGUUUGAUAAAAAUCUGGCAAUGGGAUAAUCUAAGUUCUUGCGGUGAUAGUUAAGGGAAAACGGGCCGAAUGCAAGGGGCGCGUGCGCUGUGAGCAUCCUAGAGAGCCCCGGGUUUGUUUGUUGGGUUUUCUAAUUUUCACUCAAAUUCAUCGUCACUCUUUGCUCUGCGAGUGGAAAUUUGAAUAAACAAUAUUCUAACAAGAAGAUCCCGCGGGCACGGGGGCUGGAUCAGCUUGUUCGCAGGUUGACGCUUUGUCGAGGGGAAACAGUAACACAAAUCCGCAACGUCUUAUAGAGGCCACCAACAUUCUUAGGAGCGUUGAGGAAAAUAGUAACAAUCUGAGUAUCUUUAAAUAUGGUAGCAAACGAUGCGUAACCCAUUCCGUUAAAAGUAAAUUAAUAAAACGUGCCGUGUACCGUACGGGGUGUGGCAUGAUGGUGCAAAACACAAAAGAAAGAGAAUUACAAAUGAAGUGAGGCGAGUUUCCAAAAAAAAACACCACAAAAGCACGACGGACGGUCGCAUAAGCGGCAAGAAGCAAAAGAGAAAGCGUGUCGUUGAUGAUAUAAAAAUGCAUCAUGGGAAAGUAGAGAUAGGGACAACAAAGGGAACGAAUAGAUUGAGCAAAUCGCAACAAGUGGACUGAAAAGAGGAAAUAAGAGGGCGCGUGGGGGGGCUAAUACGAGUUUUAUUCGCAUAAAACACUGCAUAACUAUCAAAGAGACAAGACAACGCAAUCAAAAUAUGAGUUGCCCCCAAAAACCUAGCGACGAAGCGAGGGACAAUUGGAAGAAAAGAGAGCGCAAAUAGAAGAGAUCUUCACACAGUGCGAAGAAUGAUGAUUUCGCGCUCUCGCGGACACAAGUCAUUUGUAAAGUAUGUUAAUUUAGCUGUAAAGGAACACGGUGUUAAAGUCAAGUGCGAAGAAUCUGAUGCAGCGUUACGAAGAAAUAAAAAGUGAAAUAGAGAAAAUAUAUUUA
Messenger RNA from Anopheles bellator, 4475 nucleotides. RefSeq lists its product as uncharacterized. NCBI's taxonomy places the organism in Eukaryota, Metazoa, Arthropoda, Insecta, Diptera, Culicidae. The record is from RefSeq and is a predicted model, not a curated record. The coding region runs from base 844 to 1698 and encodes 284 amino acids. The transcript is spliced from 3 exons. Gene Ontology annotation, biological process: regulation of lipid biosynthetic process. Gene Ontology annotation, cellular component: cytosol.